Messenger RNA from Lactuca virosa, 2767 nucleotides. Lineage: Eukaryota; Viridiplantae; Streptophyta; Magnoliopsida; Asterales; Asteraceae. The record is from the annotation of a GenBank genome assembly.
AAAACGCCUGCCUCCGACCACCCCCAGAUCAUCUUACAAUUAGCCGAAGAAAACUUGAGCCGGUCGAUGGCGUGACGCCAGUCAACAUAUACACCGACACCGCACGCAACCGCGUCGCCACCUCUUGACUACACGAUCCGGUCGAUGCUUGAUUCUACAAACAUUGCGACGCAUAUUCUCUUAAUAAUUAAUAUCACUGCGAAAAAACGCCGGCGAUUGGCAAUUCUGCGGCCCCAAAUCCAAACGCGGCUCUACAGCCACCACAGCUACCGCCACAGUAAGUGAAGAUAAAGGAAGAAGCUAUAACAAUAUGAAAGCCCUAACAGAAGAAGCGGAAAAGGCUGGAAUCGAAUUGGGGAAGACGGAUUUAGCACCUGGAGGGAAAAAUACGACGAAGAAGAAAGUGAAGAUUGUAAAGAAGAUCGUGAAGAAAAAGAUUAUUAGAAAGGUACCAAAGCGUGUGCUAGUUGCAUCCCAUUGUAAUGAAAUAGAAAAAGUUGCGAGUCCUAACCCUAAUGAUAAUUCUCCAAUGGAAUUGGAAGCUGAAGCAUUUGUUUCGGUGGAAAUUGAAAAGCCUAAUCUUGUUGUUAACGACUCAACAGAAGUUGAGGCUAUGAAGGAGUUUGAGGUUAGUAAUAAGAAGGACGUUCGUUUGGUUGAAAACAAUGAUUGUUGCAGGGAUGAAAGCCAGAUGAGUGGUUUGGUAUCUGCAUCCCUUUUGGGUGAUCAGAACCAAAUUGAAUUACACGAUAGUGUGCAUACCAUCGACAACAUGGAUGCAGAAGAACAUGCAGGCGAGGAGGGUGUGAAGGGGCAGGAUGAGAAGAUUUUCAAAUUGGAUGUUGGGGUAAGUGAGGACACAAAGGUAGAGGAAAAUGUGAAGGAGCACACAGAGAGGAGUGAAUGUGGUGAUGCUAAUGCUAACCUUGCAGGUGGUUUAAGUAAUGGUGUCAAGGGAGAAGAGGACAUGGAGAAGCAGGUUGACAAUAGAGAACAUAUUGAUUUGAAACUGAGUGAUGCUGUUGAGCCUGAGGAGGGAAUGAAGGAGGUAGUGAAUAAUGAAACUGAUGGUUUAAAAUCACAAGGUUCAAGUGAGAAACAAGUAAUGAGUGGAGAAAUGGUAGCAUCCAGGUUGAAUAUGAAGCACAGGACAAAGGUUUUUAUCCAUGGUUUUGACAAGGAGACAAAGGAGGAAGAUAUUAGAAAAGUUUUUGAGGAGGUUGGGGAGGUUGUUGAAGUGAGGUUAAUAACAAAUUUUAGAUCAGGGAAAAGCAGGGGUUGUGGCUUUAUCAAGUAUGCUUCAGCAGACCUUGCCAGAUUGGCUCUGAACAAAUACAACACUGUUGAGAUUCGUGGAAGACUAUGUCACACAGCUGCUGUUGAUGGGAGUGACACUAUCUUACUCAACAACAUCAACAAAAACUGGAACAAUGAACAUGUCCUCACAUUAUUACAUAAAGUUGGCAUCAAGAACAUAGAUGAAGUCUCAGUUGUAUCCGACCCUAAAAACCCCAACCUAAACCUAGGUUUUGCCUAUCUUGAACUUGAAACAAAAAGAGAUGCACAAGUCGUUUUCAAUAAACUUCAAAACAAAAAUAUUUUCGGGGCCCACUCAAAUAUAAAAGUCACAUGGGCCCACCUAUCAGCUGAUCCAGUCAAAGAAGAAAUACAUAACAACAACAACAAUAAUAAUAAUAAUAGUAAAUCUGUAUAUGCUGAAAAUAUACCUUCUACAUGGGGAGAAAAGGAAGUGAAGGGCCAUUUUGGAAAAUUUGGUGAAAUCGAAAGCAUUGCACUUGCGAAAAAUAUCCGGUCAACUACCAGAAACGACUUUGCGUUUAUUAAUUACAAGAAAUGUGAAGGUGCACUUUCGUGUAUCGAGGCGUUGACUUGUAAAAAGUCAACGGGUGAUGAUGGCUUAAAGGUUUCUCUUUCAAAGUCGAUGCCAAAAGUCAAACCAAUCAAUACCAUCUCAGGGUCAGGGUCAACUGUUACCGAGGUGAAGCAAAAAGCUUACCUCAGGCCACACAACAAACCUCAAAACAUGAAAAUUUCAAGCAUUAGCAGACAUGAUGAAGAUGGUAGAAAAAAGGGAGAAUCUUCUUCAACUACUGAUGAACUUGUAAAGCUUUUGAGGGAGCAAGCAUCUUGGAAGCAUGGUGGACCAAGUUUGACUUUGACCCCAGGCAUGAACCCUGGUCAUCAUCAUCAUCAUCAACAUCAACAUCAACAUCAACAUCAACCCUCAUUUGGAUUUGGAGGAAAGCAACCGUUUACACAACAAGCGGGAAGCAAAUCAUUAUAUCAUGAUCCCCAAUCAAUACCAUAUUCAUACCACCAAACUCAUCUUCAAAUCCCUAAUGCUGCUGCUGCUGCUACUACACAUCCCAGAUUUACAAGCAGACCAGCAACAGAUGGUGUUGCCAUGCCCAUGACAUCGUUCCCUCAUAUUGAUCCACAACAUGCUCAUUACACAUCUGGAUCAUUUAAUGUGAACCCUGUUCCUAGGUACUUCCAGACAAGAGACCAAACUACUUAUCAUGGAAGUAGUAGUAGCAGCAGCAGCAUAUAUCGGCAAAUGCAUUAGUUGACUUGUUGGCUGCUAAGGUGUCUACAGAGUCCCCAUUAGUUUUUUGGUGUUGGAAAUUACAUUUAAGCCCUUUGUAAAUUCACCCCAACUGUAAAAAAAGUGUUUAUGAUGUUAUACUUAUAAAUCUGAUAAGUGGUUGUUAAGGUCUUGAUAUUUCAAUCUUUUUUUUUUCUUGGU